AUGCCUUCGGACGCAAAGAAACGAGCCCAGCAAAAGAAAAAAGAACAAGCUACUAAUAGAAACAAAAAGCCUGUGGCAAGAGUGACGACUGCGGAGACGAAUGGUUCUACAAAUGGUGCGGUAAAAGAAGAUCGAGAGCUCACUGCUGAAGAGGCACUAUGUCUGAAGUUGGAGGAAGAAGCGAAAAUGAAUUCCGAAGCCCGUUCCUGCACUGGUUCUUUGGCAGUUCAUAUAAGAUCAAGGGAUAUAAAGAUUGCAAACUUUUCCAUCACUUUCUAUGGCAGUGAAUUGCUCCAAGACACAUUGCUAGAGUUGAAUUGUGGUCGAAGAUAUGGCCUUGUUGGUCUAAAUGGCUGUGGUAAGUCAUCAUUGCUGGCUGUGUUGGGUCGGCGGGAAGUACCGAUACCAGAUCAUAUUGAUAUUUUCCAUCUAACUCGUGAGAUGCCGGCAUCAGAUAAAACAGCCUUGCAAUGUGUUAUGGAAGUUGAUGAAGAGAGAAUCAAGUUAGAGAGACUUGCCGAAGAACUCGCCCAGUGUGAAGACGAUGAAUCCCAGGAACAGCUAUUGGAUGUUUAUGAUCGUCUGGACGAUUUAAGUGCAGACACUGCCGAGGCUAGAGCAGCCCAUAUUCUUCAUGGUCUAGGUUUCAGCAAGGAGAUGCAACAAAAGGCCACCAAGGAUUUCUCAGGAGGAUGGCGUAUGAGAAUUGCUUUGGCGCGUGCGUUAUAUGUGAAGCCACAUUUGCUUUUGUUGGACGAGCCGACUAACCAUCUUGAUUUAGACGCCUGUGUGUGGCUUGAAGAGGAACUCAAACAAUAUAAGAGAAUCCUAGUGCUUAUAUCACACUCUCAAGAUUUUCUGAAUGGAGUGUGUACUAACAUUAUUCACAUGAGCAAGCGUAGGCUGAAGUACUACACUGGUAACUAUGAGGCCUUUGUGAGGACCCGCAUGGAGUUGUUGGAGAACCAGAUGAAACAAUACAAUUGGGAACAAGAUCAGAUCGCUCAUAUGAAGAACUACAUAGCUCGGUUUGGUCAUGGUUCAGCUAAACUCGCUCGCCAAGCCCAGUCCAAGGAGAAGACUCUAGCCAAGAUGGUAGCUCAAGGUCUUACUGAGAAGGUCACGGAUGAUAAGAUACUCAACUUCUAUUUCCCGUCAUGCGGGAAAGUGCCGCCGCCCGUUAUCAUGGUUCAGAAUGUUUCAUUCCGCUACACAGACAGUGGACCUUGGAUAUAUAAGAAUUUGGAGUUUGGUAUAGAUCUGGACACACGGCUAGCGCUUGUGGGACCAAAUGGAGCCGGAAAGUCUACGCUGUUGAAACUUCUAUACGGAGACUUGGUACCGUCGACGGGUAUGAUCCGUAAGAAUUCUCAUUUGCGCAUCGGUCGUUACCACCAGCACCUUCACGAGCUGCUAGAUCUGGACUUGUCUCCGUUAGAGUAUAUGAUGAAGGAGUUCCCAGAAGUACGAGAAAGAGAGGAGAUGAGAAAAAUCAUUGGAAGAUAUGGUCUUACUGGGAGACAACAGGUGUGUCCAAUGCGUCAAUUGUCUGAUGGUCAACGUUGUCGCGUUGUAUUCGCCUGGCUGGCGUGGCAGACACCUCACCUGCUGUUGAUGGACGAACCGACCAAUCACUUGGAUAUGGAGACCAUAGACGCCCUCGCUGACGCCAUUAACGACUUCGAUGGCGGUAUGGUGCUCGUCAGCCACGACUUCAGACUUAUCAACCAGGUCGCCGAAGAAAUUUGGAUCUGUGAGAAUGGUACAGUAACCAAAUGGCAAGGAGGUAUCCUGAAAUAUAAGGAUCAUUUGAAAUCUAAGAUCUUGAAGGAUAACGCCGAUAAUGCGGCAAAAUUUAACCGCAAAUAG
Messenger RNA from Danaus chrysippus (African queen), 1869 nucleotides. The record is from the annotation of a GenBank genome assembly. Lineage: Eukaryota; Metazoa; Arthropoda; Insecta; Lepidoptera; Nymphalidae.